Penicillium brasilianum is the source of this 6910-nucleotide messenger RNA. The record is from the annotation of a GenBank genome assembly. NCBI's taxonomy places the organism in Eukaryota, Fungi, Ascomycota, Eurotiomycetes, Eurotiales, Aspergillaceae.
UCACUGCCAUCUCCAGGCCAUCAUUAAUGGGAAGGACAUAUACACAACCAAUCUCAUGCCCGAGGAAACCACAAAAAUAAAAUCAUGUUCAUAUCUACGAUUAGCCCAGCCAUUUUCAAUGUUCAGUAGCCCGAAGUGUUCCCUCCUCAUGAAGCCGUUACUUGAAGACAUCACUGCGUUUGAUACAUGCCGAAUCCCACAUCCAUCGUAUUAAGGUGAACAAAAGAUCACAGAACGAAUGAAGCAAAAAAAGAAAGAAGAGAGAAGAGAAGAAGAACAGGGGACAGGAAACCAAAAGAAAAGAGAAAAAAAAACCAUCCACAUAUGAUGGGAACGCGAAUGCCAAUCAUAUGAUAUCGCUGGGCAAAGAGAUUGGAGCCAGACAAAAGAAAAUUCCUAAGCCAAGCUCCAUGCCAUACUCCGAAUCAAAAUCAGAAUCACAUUUACGAGAGACUUUCGAGCUUGCCGUCUGCACGGGCCUCUCGGACCUGGUCGAAGACCUAAGGGUGAAGAUAAAUUAGUUGUCUGAAAUGGGACCCUGAGAGAAUUAACUAAAAGUAUGCAGUUACUCACCUUGAGCAUCUUGUUCCUCGCACCCAGUGCGUUGACACCACGGUCCUCCAGGGCCUUGUCGUCGAGCUCGACCAACUCCGUCCAUUUGAGAUCCUUCAGGUUGUCGGUAUACUUGUGCAGCCGAAGGGAUCGCAGCCAGCUGGGGAUGUCCCCCAGAAGAGCUGGGUCCGUGGGGUCCUCUGGCGGCUUUGAGCUACCACGACGACCACGCGGCGACCGUCCACGGGUGACCUCCGAAUGGUCAGACAGGUAGCCCUCACCACCCAGGCCGAACUGACCAAUGCCCAGCGAGCCCAGUCCGUUGCCCAUAAGCGGGUUGUUCGGGUCGUAAGCAGCAAGGAAACCAUUGUUCUGAGGCGAGGUGAAGCUCAUCGCACCGAGACCACCGCCCUGCAUGGCAAUGCCGGGAGAGGUCGGGCGAGAUCGUCGUCCUGCCAUAGCGGCUUGCUGCUGAGCCUGCAACGCCGCCAAUUGCUGAGCGUUGAGUAGCUGGCUGGCCAUUGAGCCAUGCAAACCGGGGCUGUGCAAGCCCUGGGCGAUGGUUGGGUUGGUAAUCGAGUUUUUGCCCUGGCCGUCGUUAGAGCGGGCCCGGCGGUACUUCCGAGCAUCAUCCAGCGCAAUGCGGUUGUUUACGGUAGACAACGCAGCCAGCUUCAUGGCAGUGGCAUUUGCCACCAUGUCAGCCUGGGAGUUUGGCCCAUUGGUCUGCUGCCCAAAGGUUGCGGUCAUUGGAGUGUUGGUCAUAGAUGCCCAGCUGUGAUUCCCAACAUUGUAUGGCGAGAGCAAUGGGGGCUCGAUUUCGGGCGCGGGAAUCGUGGCAGUCUGAGGCAGAGGAGAACGCAUGCCAGACUGGCUGAAUUGACCCAUGGGCUGAUGUCCAGAAGAAGACUUUGGUCGGGCAAUUGGGGGCUGAGCAUCCGAGAGACCACCACGCUGGCCCCAUGGCGAAGCUGGAGGCUGACCUAGGUUGUCCGAGCCGUUGUCGGGGGCGGAGAUGGUUGGUGCAACGAACGAGGUGCGGUCACCGAAGACCGCACUGUUCCGGUUUGAUGGAGGAGCAUUGCCCGUCUGCUGGGUGAACUCUGCCUUCUUCUUUGCGAUAGCAGCCGCGGCAUCCGGGAACAUGGCAUUAAUAGUAGAGGAGUCGAGACCCGAGUUGCGCUUCGCACCCGGGGAAGGCGGGGGCCGGCCCAAAGAAUUACGGGAGGUGUCCAUAUUGAGUUUUGACAUCGCAUCGCUCAAGCGGCUAGACAUAGGAUCUGAACGGAAAAAAGAUCAUGUUAGUGAUGCACUUUUAAGGUGGAUGGAAUUAUGCAGGAUAGAGCUCUGUUCGUUUUUACCUUUUUCACCAAAGUUGGCCGGAGAAAGCAGCCCGGACAUAGGGUGGCUCUGGGACAUUUGCUGCAGUACCUGGAUGAAGAAUCGAAUCUGCACCUGGGUAGUCUGUUGCAACAAGGCAUACAGGGCUGCCGUCCGCUCCGCCUCGCUCAGAACACGAAACCACUGCUCGAUAGCGCUGAGCUCAUCCUUGAAGUCUUGGUCGAGAGUGGCAGCGGCCAUCUCUUCCAAGGUUGUCUCAUACUGAUCGAUAUCCGCCAACCACUGCUGAGCGGCCCGGUCCAAAGCAUCCUCCGUUGAAUUCUGACCUUGAGAUUGCUGGUUGAAGAAAACUUCGGAGGACGGGCGCAUGCUGCGGGAGGACAGCGGCGAGGGAAACCCAGACAUAUCAGCGGAUGCCCGCAGCUGGUGCGAUCCGAGGUUGCGAGCAGAUGAGGGGGGACGCAGGGUAGAAUUCGGAGCGGCCUCCGGGGUGCUAUUGCGGUUGCCGAUCAUAUGGUUGGCCAUGGCUCACCGGGAGGGUGGGACGACGGGGGAAGUUGCAAAGGCGAAUAGUAAAUACAGUGGAGGCUGGGUUGGAAAAGAUUACUGCAAAACACCUGCAGCACCUGCUGAGUUUGCGUAACAAAAUAAGAAUCAAAGAUCCUGAUGGACCCAGAUGUGAAGAUUCAGAGUCGAUGUCAAAAAGAAUUGUGAAGCCUAUUCCUCGAAACUAGGCGACCACAGUUGGGCGGGCACAGACCAGGCCAGUGGGCUGCACCUUUGGGGAGUUUUGAAAGCGUUGUGGAUUGGGGGGUGGAAAACCAGACACCAAGGCUCCGGAAUAUUAGGCGGGGGGUGGAUUCGAACGAAGGAAAGUCAGGGACCAGGAGGCAAUAGUGUGUCAAACACAACAAGCCAGGCCUCGUACCCAAAAGAAAGUAAAAAAAAAAACAGGGGGAGGGAGGAGGGAGGAGAGAGACGGAGAGAGAGAGAGAGAGAGAGAGAGAGAGAGAGAGAUGAAAGUUGGGGAUGGUGGAAAAAGGACGGAGGAGGAAGUGCGGCCGCCGAAGAGGCUUUUCUGUUUCAGGGUCACGGGGUUCUGCAACGCAAACUCCGGGAAUGAGGGAAUGAGGAAGCGUCAACUUUGACAUUCCUUGAUUAUCAACGUUGUCUGAUAAUCUUUUGACCUAAGUCUGCCCAAACCGGCGCUUUCUUUUCUGAUUCAUCCAUUGCAUCGCUCCUGGUGGAGCUGUUACUAUGAAUAAGCAGGGCCGCUGCACCUGAAACGCCUGGAGAGAGACUCGGUGCCGCGCCUUGACUAUACGGUCUGGGCCCGGUCCCAGCGCGCUGGUUCUUCACGCACGUUGUCUAUCAGUGACAUUCGGGUGACGUGCCAAAAGAAGGCAUCAGUACAGUCGCUGUCACUCACUUACAGCUCACAGAAGAAUUAUUUCUUCUGUAUCACGUUUCAAAAACUCUGCUUGGAUGGUCCACCGGACCGUUGUAGCGAUAUCGCCAUGGCUGACUCGGAUCAUCCCAUGGACUAUGCUUCUCCUUCAGAAGAGCCGUAUACGUCGUACCCGGACAUCGACGAGUCCGUUCAGUAUCCUUGGCGGGAGAAUGAUGCUCUUGCCGCUCAGGGCAAUCCUGCCGAUCCGGUGAUAGACCCGCGCUUAUAUCAGGAUCUCUUCGCCCAGAACUCGCCCCAGCACCCUGUUCAUGAAGCUGGGGAUCUGUCUGAUGGUAGCCUAGCAUCUAUUCAGCAGGACUAUGCAGACAUCUUAGAUGACGAUGAGUCCGACUUUCAGCUUUCGGAGGAGGGAAGUGCCAGUGAGGAGGAUGAGGAGCUUCUCGAGGAAGGUGAUUCUGAUGACUCUGGUGCCGAACGCCGUCGCCGUCGAGGCGGAGGGCGCUUCUCCGGCCGUUACGGUGCCCGCGGCGGGAAGGGUAUCAAACGAGGACCACGCAAACCGCUGGAUCCUGGACCGGAAUUCAAGAUGUUUCAUUCAGAAGCCACGUCGGCUUUCAUUGAUGGUGAUUACGAUCGCGCCCACGAGUAUGUGAACCAGGCGAUCCAGAUCAACCCUGAAAUGUUCCCAGCCCAUUCGCUGUUGUCGGAAAUCUGGUUGGCAAAAGGAGAUAACGUUCGAGCCUUGCAAGCGCUCUGGAACGGUGCUCACACUCGACCCAAGGACCCUACCGUCUGGAUGAAGGUUGCGCGCCUUCUUCUGGAACGCGCUGGUGAAAGCCGCGCGAGUGCGUUGAAUGAUGUUAUCUAUUGCUACAGCCGUAUCGUUGAUAUUCAACCCGGAAACUACAAUGUUCGAUUCCAGAGAGCAGCACUUUAUCGAGAGCUUGGGCAUAAUGGCAAGGCUGCGAGUGAAUAUGAGCGUAUUCUACACGACAAACCAUACAGCACACGGGCUCUUCGACACAUAGCAGAGAUAUUCAUCGAUCUCAACGACGUUGAACGAGCAAUCACUCAUUGGUCAAAAAGCGUCAACCACUUCCUGUCGCUUGACCCAGAUCGAGUGCGAGAUUUCUCCUGGUCCGAUAUCAACAUAUAUGCGGAGCUUUUUGGAUACGUGGGCCGGCCCAGGGAGGGGCUUUAUCAUCUCAAAUCGCUCUCUCGAUGGAUCCUGGGUCGCAAGGAUGACAUUAUGUGGGCGGAUUUUGAGGACGACGAUCGAGAAUGGGAUUCCCAGGACUCACCUCGCCGAAUCAAAACCGACGGAUACAUCCCCGGUCACUGGCCGCGAGAUAGCUAUGGACUUGGGCUGCCCCUAGAGCUGCGGGUCAAAAUGGGGCUGUUCCGGCUGAAGAUGGGUGACAAGGAUCAUGCAGAGGCCAUGCAUCAUUUGGAAUAUUUGAAUCCCGAUGAUACCUCUGAGGGGGCUCGGAUUUUUGACUAUGGGGAUCUUUUCCGAGAAGCCGCAGACGCGUUGAAAGAAGUUGGUUUGCUUGAAGAAGCUCUUCGAUUCUAUGAGCCAAUUCAGCAGACCUCUGACUAUGCCGACGUCGGCUUUUUCCUGGCAAUGGCCGAGUGCUGUAUGCAACUGGGCAAGGUAGAGGAUGCAGAAAGCUGCUACCUCACUGUUGCGGACCACGAUUCGAGUAACAUAGAGUCUCGUGCACAACUAGCAAAGCUCUACGACAGCCUCGGAAUGCCGGAUCAGGCAUACAAGUAUGUUAAUGAAGCUGUCUUGCUUAGCCGACAAGAAACCAGGACCCGUCGGAGAAGAAAAGAUGCUCGGCUGGAACAGCUUGCGGCCGAGUUCAGGAGGGCAGAACCUGCGGCUCUUAGGCCUCUUGCGCCCAAACCUGGUCCUGUCGAUGCGUGGACCGCGCCUACUCCCAUCGAAACGGAGCCUGUGAAGCGAGGUGAAGCUGCCCGCGGAGAAGAUAUCAAAUUCCUCUAUGCAAUGAUGGAGCAACUAGAACCUAAAGUCAAGGAUGGCAAUGUUGAAGCCACUGAGGACUGGCUCGACAUUGCCGAUGCCUUGCUGCGCGAAUUCCGAUCAAAUCGGAUAUUCUACCCCAUGGCACGCACGACCGAAUUUCAGGGUUAUUCCACCCAAGCACAACGGCGGGCCAACGCAUCUAAGAACGGUACCUUUUUGAAUGAGAUGGAAGAAAUAGCGGGCCGUUUGCAGAAGUCGAGAGGUGACGAGGACUAUCAGGAACCUUUACAAGGUGUAGUUCCUACUGAAUAUCAUGGAAUUUCAUUCGACACGUGGCUAGACAUAUUCCUUCAAUAUUCUCUGACCGUCACCGACCAGGGUGAGCCAAUCGAGGCGUACGAAGCCCUCGAAGCUGCUGCGACCGCUAGCGUUUGGUUCCACGAUAAGCGGAAGUCCCGCAUGAUUCAUGUCUGUUGGUUUACAUGUGCACUCCGAGCCCAGGAUGAGGAUGCCCUCACUAGUGAGGCUCGUUGGUUUGUGAAGGAGUAUCAAUUUGUCACAGACACUUAUCGCCUCUUCUCAAUGUUGAGCCACCUAGCUGGUAAUCCUCGAAAGUCCCUCUUCAACUCCUCUCCUAGCAUGAAGUUUAUGCUUCGCCAGAUCAAGGCUAUGGAUUUUACCCUACCAGACACGGAUGAUAAGCCCAAGCCGACGCGGCAAUCCGUCUGGAGGGAACGUGCUGCUCUCUCAACCAAAGACGAGAAUGGAAAAGACAUUCCGGCGUAUGAGCUGGAUAUCGCUCUGCUCGUACUUUACGGCCACAUCCUUUACUCGGGAAACAGCUUCUACCCAGCUCUGAAUUACUUCUUCCGCGCCUAUGCUAUCGAUGACCAGAACCCAGUGGUUCUUCUUUCUAUUGCACUCUGCUACAUUCACCAUUCGCAUAAACGGCAGUGCGAUAACCGCCAUUAUCUCAUCAUGCAGGGCCUGUCAUUCAUGCACGAGUACCGACGUGUUCGUGAGAAGCGCGGGGCUACACUGCAAGAACGCCAAGAAGUGGAGUUCAACUUUGCUCGUGUCUAUCACGGCCUCAAUCUGUCCCACUUGGCUAUUCCAGGGUACGAGCGAGUGCUUCAAAUUGGCAAAGAUAUCCAGCAGCAGGCCAUGAAACAGUCUGCCGGCGCAACGGAUGACGAUGAUGUGAAUAUGGACGGCGCUAACGCUGUUGCCGUAACUCCGGGUCACAACUUUGUUGAGAAUUUCUCGCGCGAGGCUGCAUUUGCUUUGCAAUGCCUCCAUGUAUUCGGUGGCGAUACCCUUACCGCCAAGGAUGUCACCGAAAAAUGGCUUGUCAUUUGAUGAGAAAAAAGAUAAUUUGACGCAUGGUCGGUUGAUCAGCGGGUGGAGAUUUUGCUGGGAUAGCAUCGAAGGCGGCGUUUCUCAAUAGCGUGUUACUCAUAAUGCAAGAAUCUUCGGUUCCUGAUUCGGAUGUACUAUUCUAACGGACACGGAAUCUACUACUGGGCUGAAAGGCAAGCAAUCAAUACGCCAGAGCGAUACAUUACCUCGGUUGCGGAGGGGUUUCAAUCCAGAACGACGAGCCAUCUAUAGCAAGU